AUGUUCUUUGAGAUAUGAACUGCUCGGUUUUAAGUUGAAAAAGAUGGGACAGAUUAAUGGAAAAGUAAUGGGGAAAAUGGCGGAACGGUUUUUACAUAACAAUUUCCUCAAAGACUUGAAAAUGUCGAUCGACGAUCACGUACACCUAACACAGUUAACAUCCGAAUUGGGGUCCUUUUUCUUGGAUCUAUUUUUUAUUCAAUUUGCUACCAGCGGCUUGUGUAUCUGUGGAUCGGUUUAUUGCCUGGCAUUUGACAUCGGUGAAAAUAUAUUGGAGCGUGUUAUGUAUCUUGUCGUGUUUGUCUACUACAUUUCGGAACUAUUUAUGAUCACGUACUUUGGAAAUGAGAUUAUGUUGUCAAGCAAUCGUCUCUCAUACAGUUUAUUUGAAUCCGACUGGAUUGAGCAACCACAAUCAACCAUUAAAUGUGUACUAAUUUUUGGUGAAUAUUUGAAGAAACCACAGGAGCUUCUGAUUGGCAGAUUAUAUCCAUUAACUUUGGCUACAUUUACAAAGAUUUUAAAUUCAGCUUACAGCAUGUUCAACAUUUUGAAAAAUUUUAAAGAAUAAAGUUCUUUC
Bradysia coprophila is the source of this 580-nucleotide messenger RNA. RefSeq names its product odorant receptor 43a-like. The record is from RefSeq and is a predicted model, not a curated record. NCBI's taxonomy places the organism in Eukaryota, Metazoa, Arthropoda, Insecta, Diptera, Sciaridae.